ACUCCUCACCGCUGUUCCUCCUCUACACCCUGCCGCUACUGCUGUCGGUCCUCGUAUGCCUCCUCCUGCCAUCCUCAGAUAUUCAACAAAAUCAGACAUGAAUGAAGAUAUAGAGAUUUGUGAUGAUUGUGGGCAAAUAAAAAACGGUGACAUCAUUUUCCAUCUGUUAUACUGCUAUGAUGUCUACAUUGUAUCACCUCCCUGCCCACUGAGUUCGAAACAGAAUGAAAUAGAUAUCUAUCUCCAUGAAAGUAUUGUGAAGCCUCUUGAACAGAAAGGAUAUAAAUGCUUCUUCGGAUCCAGAAACAUAACUGGAGGGGAUCAUAUUAUUCAGGCUAUGAGUACCCCUAUUACAAUUAUCCCAACAACUAUUGUACCAGUAUACAAAGAUAAGAAGUUCUCAAACCUACGAAAUUUACUCUUAAGACCAGAUUAUUUGAAUCGGAUUGUAUAUCUCUUAUUUGAUAGAUCACAACUUAAUCCUGAUGUAGUAGUAAAAAACAGCUACUCAAUGUCUAUUCAUGAUUCUUUUCUGCUACAAAAACUCAUUCAAACAAUUGAACAGAACAGGGGGAAGACCCCUCUGCAUCAAAGAAAAAGAAAGUAUGAAUUGGGGCCAUAUUCUGCUUCUUCAGUAGCCUCCAAUUCAUCAGAAACAGGCUUAGAGAGAAAUUCAAGGUCAUUUCUCUUUGACAUUUUUAGAAAAGGACACUUCUUUCAAGGCAGAGACAGCGUGGAUAGUCAUGGCUCAAGAAUGUUGCCUGAAGAAGAUGCAACUGAAAAUAUUUUAUCACCAGGAAUACAAAUGCAACAAUCAAGAUGUUUUUCAACUGCUGUUAAGAUGGGGGAUGAUAUAUGCCUUAAAGAACUUAAGUCAACAACUUCUCCAGAUGUCCUCUUAAGUCAUUGUCACCACUAUGAUGAGAAAAUCAGUCAUUUUGCUGCUCAAAGUUUGACCAAAAUAAUUCAGAAGAACAUUGGAACAUUUUAUAGAAAUUCUAGUUUGUUGAGGUUUGAAACUGAGGUCAGAAUGCUGCUGGAAAGAGAUUACAUGAGAAAUUGUGAAAUAAACUGCUACUUUGAAAAGCUGUACUUCUGGAUCCUAGCUGCCAUUUACAUAAGGAUCUAUAAGUGCAAUGAUAGAGAUUUAAAGUACCAUAUGAAGGCCCUGACUCUGAAAUGGUACAAGACCAGUCCAAAACCCUUUGAACAACUCUACCAAAACAAUUAUCUCAAACUCACCAAUUCAAUGAUUGCAAGAAUUAAGGAUUGGCCAAAGCGGUUGGAAAAAAAUGAUGCACAUGUACAAAUGCUAGAAAACUGCAUCUCUUUGCUGGAUCAAAAUGAUUUUCAAGUAAUUCAAAAGUCAGCAGACAUGAAUACAGUGGUUAAAUAUUUAAUUCAGCUCCCUUGGGAUAUAAAGCACAUUUUUGUUGUGAUUAUUACAGAAAAGAUCUUUGAGAAAAAAUACACUGAGCCAUGCAUGCAGUUCUUCUAUGAAAUCUGUGCUUCAGUCAAAGACAAACAUCAGGAAAUGUAUCUUGAUGUGGUGGAACGGGCCACUGAAUAUAUUCAGGAAAACUACACUAAAGGUGCAUUAACAUUGAGUUUAAAACUACUUGAAGUUAUGUGGGAUUUAAUCAGAGAUGGAAAAAGAAAGGAUGAAAAACUGAUGACUGUCUUAAAGCAUUUUUUCAAAAAACUUGUUUACCAUCCAGUGACUGAUGUUAGAAACUUUGUUACGCCAUUGCUAUUUAGUGAGGAUGUAAAUGGCAUUGACAUGCUUCAGUUGGGUAGCUGCUGUAUCCUGGUGGAUGAAGACCUCUUGGAGACAUGCAUUCGUAAAAAAAUGUCUCUUAACUACCCAGAUAUGAUUCUUCAUGAUCAAAUACCAACAACUGCAGAAAACGUCUUGUUAUUUGAUGCAACAAUGCCAGAUGGUUACACUCUAGUUCAUGUCUUUAGACAGAAGACAAUAAAUGAUAUUCUCCUAACAAAUUCUACAGAUAGUGCUUAUGAACGGUUUCAAGAAAUAUCUAAAGCAAUGAGUGUAUGUCAAAAACACAGAAAUAUAGUGACACUGAAGAACUGUUCUUCAAAUGGUGUUUUACCCUUGUUUAUGGUUGAACAUGGAAAACCCCUUCUACAGUACUUACAUGAGAAGGAAAAUCAGCUCACCUGGUCCCAAAUGUUGGGAAUACUUAUUGAUAUUACUUCGGGUGUUCAGCACUGCCAUGAAAACAGCAUUAUUCUUUGUGACAUCACUCCAGCUAGUUUUAUAGUCACUUCUGGGCCAGAUGGCUUCUCUAUUAUAAAGCUUUCAAGCUUACUAUAUUCAAAAUAUAUUCCACAAGUGGAAAAAGAUGACUCUUUCGAGGAGUACAUUGAAGAAUGCAAUUCUAUUUGCAUAGAAGGAGAAUAUAAACAACCACUUGCAGCUUAUUUCAGUGCUCCUGAAACAUUGACAGGAAACUUCUUUUCCAAGUCCACAGAAGUAUGGAUGCUCGUUGCAACAUUUUACUCUGUUCUUCUUUAUGGCAGACAACCAUUUGAAGAGUUGUCUCAUCUGAGCACCUCUUUCUUUGUAAGAGAGAUUACUUCAUGCCACACACCACAGAGACCUGGUUACUUUCUCCCUGAAUUGUGGAAAAUUCUAAGUACUAACUUAAAUCAUAAAAUAGGCAAUCGCAUGCAGAUUCAAUCAAUACUGGAAGAACUGAUUAGAAUAAAGAGUUCAUUGGGGGAAAAAGGUGAUGAAAUUUACCAUGUACGUUCAGUCUGCCCUUGUAUUAAUUCAGAAGACAUCCAAACGAUAUACAGGGACCUUGAAGGUAACUUUAUUGAAGAGAAGGAAAAAGAAGUAACCAAAAAAAUACACAGGGAUUACUACAAACGGCAAGAUCGACUAUAUGAAUUUGUAUCAGUAAGAAUGGGCCAGAAAACAAGAAAAACAAUAAAAACUCUGAACCAUGUAAAUAUUUUGCCAGUGGAAGAAAUAACAACUGAUUCUUAUACUACAAAACUGGUAUCCGUUCCUUUUGACUCACAUUCCUACAUUUUCAAGAGAAAUGAUUGCAGUAUUGAUCUGGACCAGCUCUUGUCUUACUUUGAACAGAUUGUCAUUGCACUGCAGUAUUUACAUUCCCAGAAUAUACUGCAUUGUGAUUUACGCUGCCGUUACAUGUAUGUGGACCCUAACAAGGGAACUUUAAAGGUUGGUCAUUUCGGAAGAGCAGUCUUGCUGGAGAAAAAUCAGUACUAUGUUUUGAAAGUUAUGCCUUACGAUGCUGUAUUGUGGUCUGCCCAAGAAGUGAAGACUAAAGGGAUGUACUCACGUGCAUCUGACAUCUUUAAUUUGGCAUCAGUGUUCUGGGAAGCAUUAAACACUCAGAACAAAAUCCUUCCUUCAUUACAAGAUGGUUCUAAGACAAUGUAUGAAAAUCUUGAGGAACCUUCAGAUUCAUGGCAAUAUUUCAUCAAUAACCUUAUGGCUUGCAUGAAGGAAUGCUGGAACAUUAAUCCUACAAAGAGACCUACGAUUGAUUAUAUUGAUAUAGUCAUCAAACAGUUGAAGCGGGAGAACCAGAGGUGGUCAGUCAAGGAAAUAUAUCCAAAUCCCUGCAGCUCUGAAGAUGAUGGAGGAGAAGUGUAUGAAGAUAUUACCACCCGUUCUCACAAUCAUAGUUCUAAUAUUGCUCAUGUAUGGAAAGAUGUAGUUAAUGAACUAGAAUCAGACAUCCUUAAAAUGACAUAUGAAAAUGUGAGGAUCGUUUGCUUGAAAACUAGAAAAGACAGAGCUCUCACAUUAUAGGAAUAAAACAAAAACUCAAAACAGAAUAAAGCAGUUUCUGCACUGCCGUUUCUUAUAAAGGCCUGCACAUACUGGGUAUACUGUCAGCCUGAGGAAGUGCGUAUUGACGCAAGAAACGGCUGUUGCCAUCAGGUAGCAUCCCAUGUGUUUUAUAUUCUCCUGACGUACAGUUUUUUUUUUUACCUCUUUUUUUGUAAUAAAGAA
Hyla sarda is the source of this 4015-nucleotide messenger RNA. RefSeq lists its product as uncharacterized. The transcript has 21 exons. The record is from RefSeq and is a predicted model, not a curated record. Gene Ontology annotation, molecular function: protein tyrosine kinase activity; ATP binding. The coding region runs from base 56 to 3811 and encodes 1251 amino acids. Gene Ontology annotation, biological process: protein phosphorylation. Lineage: Eukaryota; Metazoa; Chordata; Amphibia; Anura; Hylidae.